GCUCGAAUAGGGCAAUCCCUCCAAUUCCAAAAAGCACAAUGGCCCUCCUGCCCAGCACGAAGCGCCUUAUCGACGGUCUCUUCAGCGCCACAGCGAUGGCACGUACACACCUCAGCCGCUCCAUCACGCUAGUGGAGUCGACCCUUCCGAGGGACCGCAUGCAGGCUGAACUUCUCCUGGACCAUGUAUUAGCGCAGCGAAAAAUCCAUCACACUGCGACGAAACCUUCCUUUCGUGUGGGGAUCGCCGGUCCGCCUGGGGCAGGAAAGUCAACGUUCAUCGAAGCGUUGGGUUUGUCUCUGACCAAGAAAGGACACAAAGUCGCGGUUCUUGCAAUCGAUCCAUCAUCCUCCGUCACAGGCGGAAGCAUCCUCGGCGACAAGACUCGAAUGACUCACCUGGCGAAUUGCCCAGACGCCUUUGUUCGACCGUCUCCCACGCGUGGUACCCUUGGUGGUGUGGCUCAGCAUACAAACGAAAUCGUGUUGCUGUGUGAGGCCUGUGGAUACGACAUCGUAUUGGUCGAGAGCGUGGGGCUGGGACAGAGUGAAAUCGUUAUCGACGACACGGUGGACUUUGUCAUGCUCAUGGUGCCUCCCGCUGGUGGCGAUGAGCUCCAAGGAAGCAAGAAAGGCAUCAUGGAAAUCGCCGAUAUUGUUGUCGUGAACAAGGCGGACGGCGAACUCAAAAGCGCUGCCAAGCAUACUGCCGUGGACUACAUGCAUGCGUUGCAGCUGGCGCGACGCAAGGACCCUGCGUGGAAGCCUGUGGUCAAGAUGUGCUCUGCAGUGGAAGGCGACGGGGUGGACGGCGUGUGGGACGUCCUUACGGAAUUUCGGCAGGUGAUGGCAACCAAGAUAGAGGAGAAGCGGAGUCGCCAGGCGUCGAGGUGGAUGUGGAACCAGCUCACGGAGGAGUUGAUGCUCCUGGCCAAGAAAAAGGCUGCCGCGGAGGCACAGCGUUUGACACCAGACCUCGCGCACGGCUUCAUUAGUCCGCGGUCCGCGGCACAUCACUUGAUGGAUGCCAUCUUUAAGAACUCCAAGUAGCUGUAGUAAUGUCAAAGGCAGACGAGGACGGACGCAGGAACUGAUGUACAGAUUACGAUGGCCACUAAGUGGAUUUGACAUGGACAAAGGAAAACCCCGAUGAGGCAGGUGGGCCCUUCUCGACGCACAGUCGUUUGGGAUGGGUGGUGGCGUACCACGCCAGUACUUGGAGCGCGCACACUUCUGCGUCGUCGAGAGACUGACGUGCGGACGGCGAUACGGCGCGGAGGACUUCAUCAGGCGAUGGCAUCGUCCGCUUCUUGCUUGUGUCAAUGGACGAUAAUGAGUCUGUGUCUAAGGAGGAAUGAGUUGCAUGCACGACUCUGUGUCAACGAUGUACCACUGAGUUGCCCGUCCUCUGACGGAACGUCCGUGGUGGUUCCAUCCUUGGCAAGUUUCGCGAAGUACUUUUGCGCGUGAGAUCGGAUCUGUGCUGAUGUGCGUGUCUUUAUUUUGGCCGCAACCUUCUUCCAUUCGCGGCCGUGCUCUUGUAACCCUGCAAGGAAGCUCUCAUGCUCUUCGUCUGUCCAUCGACCACCGUUUAUGGUCUUGCCGGCUCCAUAGCUCGGAGCGACGGCGCUGGGGCUGCUCUCCAUCGUG
Molecule: messenger RNA, 1649 nt
Organism: Aphanomyces invadans
Lineage: Eukaryota; Oomycota; Saprolegniomycetes; Saprolegniales; Verrucalvaceae
Product: LAO/AO transport system ATPase
Exons: 4
Coding region: 39-1049 (336 amino acids)
Cellular component (GO): cytoplasm
Molecular function (GO): ATP hydrolysis activity; GTPase activity; GTP binding
Source: RefSeq, a predicted model, not a curated record